This is a messenger RNA of Aureobasidium melanogenum CBS 110374, 1512 nucleotides long. Its product is annotated as putative trichothecene 15-O-acetyltransferase. Gene Ontology annotation, biological process: mycotoxin biosynthetic process. The transcript has 5 exons. Lineage: Eukaryota; Fungi; Ascomycota; Dothideomycetes; Dothideales; Saccotheciaceae. The record is from RefSeq and is a predicted model, not a curated record. Bases 1 to 1512 code for a protein of 503 amino acids. Gene Ontology annotation, molecular function: acetyltransferase activity.
AUGGCCAUUAUCGAAUCGAAAAAAGUCGAACCAGCCAAAUAUCGUUGGCACAAAGUCGGCGAUACAGCAAACUCAGUCCAACGACGAGGAAACGGCACCGAGAACUGGGUUGGCCUUCGCAAAGAAAAUGCCAGAGGUCAAUACGACUGUUACAUUCUUGUCAAAGCAACUUUACAGCACUCUUUGUCUCUUGCCUCGCUUAAACAGAAACUUGUCUAUGGUCUCCUCAAAGAACGAUUCGAGCAUCCUAAUGUUGCUUGUAAAGCAUAUUGGGAUGAGCAGUUUGGUCCUUUAAUUCGGUAUACGCCUCCUUCUGAUCAUGAUAAAGCGGUUCUGUGGGCGCGACAAAGGAUCGAAGUUCGUGCGACAAGUCAGACUGGUUUGGAGUUAAGACGGCAAAUUGUGUCGAAAAGGAAGGCACAGAACACAUCAUCGAACUCUUUUACUUUCUACGUUCUUAGUGACGUACCAGAUACGGAUACGAUCAUCAGUCAAGGGUCCCCGGUUGAGUUCUUGGUCCACUUCAAUCAUAUCUACUGGGAUGGUAUUAGUGCUCGACUGUUCGUUGGUCAUCUUCUCAAUAGUGUUGGUCAAGACCUAGAACAUGCACAAUACAACUGGGGCAAGGAAGUCGAAAACUUAAGUGCACCACUCCUUGAUUCAUUGAAGAUCGACCCUCAAACCUUGGGCGAAGACUACGAAGACAGCCUUGAAGAAUUUGUAUCGACUAUGUUUGAAUUUGGUUCAAGUCAUGCCAUGCCCAUAGGAACAAACCCAGGACUACCAGAAACCGCAAUACUCCAAUUACCACCUUCCUUAUGCCAGAAAAUCAUUCAAGCAGUAAAGUCUCGUCUAGGUCCUGGAUACACAAUAACUCAUCUAGGCCAAGCAGCAACACUAUUAACUUUACUAAAACUCAGUCCACUGCCAAAAGAAGCUCUCACAAACAAAUCGGUGAUAAUGCCAUUACCAGUCAAUGGACGACGAUACUUGCGGGAAGAAGUUGCGAACAUGCAAUAUGGCAGUUGUCAAGCUUGCGCAGUGGUCGUUUUCGAUAAUCUCGCACAGUACGCCAUAGAUUUUGGCGAUAGAGAUGCGGUUGUUGAAGCACUGAUUGAGGCUAUGAAGGUCACCAAGACUGCUUACGAUUAUUGGCUCAAUAAGCCAUAUCUACUGCCCUUGGGUCUUGCCAAGGAUAACUUUUUUUCGGCUCUCAUGGAAUCGAACGAGAGUAUACCUGAUGGCAAAGCUGUGCCGAUUAUUGCCAGUGAUGGUCUGAACGAUCUCUAUAUCCCCAGUACUGUUCUGACUCAGGAUGGAUCUCCAAUCUUGGAUGUUGAUGAUGUGAUCUUUCUUACAGACACCUAUGAACCAGGGAUUCUACUGCGCAUGGAGGGUUGGAAUGGCACAACUUCUCUGUCGCUGAGUUAUAGUGACGGUAGCUUCUCAUCAGAAGAAGCUAAGGCUUUCUUGCAAUGCAUGGAGGAGUUUAUGAUGAGCUUCGUGACUUGA